This is a messenger RNA of Mucor mucedo, 1176 nucleotides long. RefSeq lists its product as uncharacterized. NCBI's taxonomy places the organism in Eukaryota, Fungi, Mucoromycota, Mucoromycetes, Mucorales, Mucoraceae. The transcript has a single exon. The record is from RefSeq and is a predicted model, not a curated record. The coding region runs from base 263 to 1015 and encodes 250 amino acids.
GAGUUCUAACACAAGUUUCUACUGAAAAGUCUUUUUUUUCUGCCCCUUUUAUUUUCAUCUCCCGGUCCUUUUUUAUGUUUUUGUACUCAUUUAGUAAUUCCAUUUGUUCAUAUCACCACCUCCUAACAUGUAAACGAUGCGAGAGACGCUCCCCCAUCCUUAAAUAACAGGAACACAAGAAAUUAUUAUAAAAAGCCUUCAUCUUUUUCUUAUUUGUACUCUCUUUCUUUUCUCCUUUAUAUACAUUUAAAUACUUAAAUUAAUGGAUCCAUCAAUAUCAAUUCACGACAACUCGUUCCAACCACCACUUCCAUUGACCAGAGAGAACUUGAUGAACUUUCAAGAUACAAUGGAACAAAAGGAAUCUGUUCCAAAUGAGAUAUUACAGAGAUAUUGUCACGAAAUCCAUCAAUGGAGACAGCCAGUAUACCGUGAGCGAUGUCAAUCCAGUCCCCCACAACCAGAUAUUGUUGUGGCUUCUCCUCGGGUCCUACCAUUUCCGUAUCACAACGAUUCCAUGUUUCUUCCGACAGCCGAACAAAUUCAAUAUCGCCAUCUACACUCAUCAACAGUAAGUUCAUCGACCUCUCGGGCCGAUUUGUCAAGCAUUCCACCCGAAUCUGAAUAUUUCAUUUCCCGACCCCAUUCUACCACCACUACAACAAACAUCCACAGCAACCACAGCUUAUCCUCGUUUCCUUGGGAAAGAAGAUCGUUACCGGCUCGACUAGAACACACAUUUAUUAUCUCUAAAAGUAACAACAAGCCUCGCUUCUUGCGUCGUUCUUCCUCUUUUGUCUCCAAUUCUACAUUAAACAAUACUGAAGAAGCAACAAAGAAACCUUGGUUAAAGCGUGUCUUGAAAUUCUUUAACAAGAGCACGAGCCGAAAGAUGCAAAAAAGGGAGGAAGAUGAAAGUAUUGAUCAAGUCUGGUAUUGUCAAUACUCUAAAAAUCCUUCAACACGUUUUGAGAAAUAUUAUCAACAACAACAGCAAGUAAUUUCUGUAUCAUAAACAAUAACAAACACAAAAUAUACAUAUAAUUCUUUCAUUCAUUACCUAGCAUAAUCAUCAUUUCUUUAUCAUCACUCAUAUAUGAAACCCUUCCCCUUCUUUUAUUUGCACAUACAUCCCUUUUCUCUCUUAAUUGUACAAAUAUCUUUUUUUUUUUUUUU